Molecule: messenger RNA, 1833 nt
Organism: Trypanosoma brucei brucei TREU927
Lineage: Eukaryota; Euglenozoa; Kinetoplastea; Trypanosomatida; Trypanosomatidae
Exons: 1
Coding region: 1-1833 (610 amino acids)
Source: RefSeq, a predicted model, not a curated record
AUGAGAAGGCCUCUGUCGUUUAUUGGCAAGGCCUCAGGCCUCCUCCACUGUCCCAACAACCUUCAAGCCAUCGUUCCGGCGCUCUGCAUUUCCACACGCUCGGUGGCGUCGUACCCUUCACCUGGGACAGACCGUGGCAAAGUUAAAAUAAAUCGCAAGAAAUACAAUUUCCUUAACAGUGAGCGUCUCAUGAAAACCAACAAGGAACCACGCAGCCGUCGGGAAGUCCGCAUACGCGACGACGUUUUCUUCCACCGUCGCAUCCAGUACCGUCAGGCGAUCGGAACGAAUGUUGAAAAACACAUCCGAUACUUACCGGACAAUGUGAAGCAGUACGUCUUUUUCAAAAAUAAGGUGAAUUCUUUAGUGAGUACCGGCUUUCACGGAGCGAGGAAGGCACCAGGAAUUGUAGCGCGCCGGAUAGUGCUGAUGGUGGAGAACGAGAUACUGAAACCCGAGAACCGGGACCAUCUGGUGGAAUUGAUUGAGAGCGUCGGUGUGGAGCCACCCACAAAGGAGGAAUGGGAUCGGUACACCAACAAAAAGACAGGAAGGAUAAGUAUCAACUUGUACUACCACGCCAAUGUGGAGAAACACUUGCGUCAAUUUUUUACUGCUAAGGUUGGUGGGUCGUUUAGGUUGUUUCAGGCUUUCAUGGUGCUCAAGAGAAAUGAUUUUAGCGUCUGUCCCCCUAUGUACGAGUGGGCGCUGCGUCAGGGUCCGAUUCGCAACGAGGAGCUCGUGGAGCGCAGUGAGGUUAAGGAGCAGCGGGACGUUAUCGGAGAACUUGCGAAAUUCCAGCGGCCACACAUUGACCGGGCGUUCAAGAAGCUAACGAACCAAGCGAAGCAAAAGUGCUUAAAAGAGGCCGAGGAUAAUGAAGACCAGUUGCGUCGUGAGUAUGAGCAAGAGCGAGUUUUUGCCGCAAAGGUUUUGAGUGGCGUGGCAGCGCUCAAGGAAGUGCGGGCGAUGACAAGUCCCGCCCUCACAUAUUAUCGUCACGAGCACUACAAAUAUGUGAUCAAAAAAAAUGGAUCCGUGGAUGCCACGCUGCGGCGUUCAAGAGACGAGUCUCCCAGUUGGCACAUGAUCCCGAAAGAAGAACAAGUCAAAUUUUACUGCUUUGAGCGAACAAUGGAGAUGCACCCGGUUGGAGGUGCUCACCUGUUUAUUCGUUACGCCUGCCGUGACUAUGGCCUUACUCGAGAGGAGGCGAUGUUACGCUGGUCAUUUUUGUCAGACUUGCAGAAGGCCGCACUUAGUUUUUGCUUCUAUGCACCCAUAUCCGCAUCCAACCAUUCCGGUGUUGCGUUCCGUCGUUUUUACUGGAAACAGUGUUAUGUCCACGGCUUGAUGAUGACGGGCAAGGCAUGUGGAAACCGUGCGUUCUUUGAACGCAUGCGCAAGGUUUGGAUGGGGAUGAGUGCUGAUGAGCGCGCACAGUACGAGGAAACGGACUCAUUUUCUUCUGUUUUCCCCCUUCACCGUCAAUCUGCAUCGAGUGUAGAGCGCGACGGCACCGUUUCGGCUUCCGAAUCUAAGGUUUCUGAUUCAAUAUUCUCAAUGCAAUCAUCAUCCAGAGCUUGUUCCACAGUGAACGGCACGAACAGGGCAACACCGACUCUUGAAAGGAACGGUUCGACUCCCACAGAUGAGGAGGACGACAAGGAGCUGCUUUACUUUGAAGAUGAAGUUAUCGAAGGCGAUGAUGAGGAUGACAAGUCCGGUGGUGACUCACACAGAGUUAACGGUGGUCCGACGGCCACUCGCCGCUGUGAAGAAGUGAGAGCUGUUGAGCCUUACAUUGAGGAAGCUGUUGCCUUUUCAAUUUAA